AUGCAGGUGCCCCCCAACGAUUCCACGUGGGAGGUCUCAUCGAAGAAGAAUAGAGGUAAAUCGGGGCUUAGAGGCGAUGGAGCAAUAGGGAUUGUUGGUGGCUGCCAUUCUGGCAUAGGCGACAUCGGAGGCUUGGGUGGCGCCAACUUUGCGAAGGGAGAGAUGCCAAUAGAGAGAGGCGAUGCCUCGGGGAGCGCAGGCAACACCUUGGGCAAUAUGGGUGGCGCCCUAAGCAUCGAUGGGGGAGCCCAGCUCCAAGGAGGCGCCAAAGAAAAGAGGGGGUGA
Ilex paraguariensis (yerba mate) is the source of this 285-nucleotide messenger RNA. The record is from the annotation of a GenBank genome assembly. Lineage: Eukaryota; Viridiplantae; Streptophyta; Magnoliopsida; Aquifoliales; Aquifoliaceae.